Debaryomyces fabryi is the source of this 3399-nucleotide messenger RNA. Its product is annotated as translocase. Gene Ontology annotation, cellular component: cytoplasm. Gene Ontology annotation, molecular function: ATP binding; ATP-dependent chromatin remodeler activity. Bases 1 to 3399 code for a protein of 1132 amino acids. The record is from RefSeq and is a predicted model, not a curated record. Lineage: Eukaryota; Fungi; Ascomycota; Pichiomycetes; Serinales; Debaryomycetaceae. The transcript has a single exon.
AUGGCAUCUGAUGAGCCAUCACAGAACAUAAUAAAUCUUUCUUCUGAUGAUGACGAAGAUGUGUCUGAAAAUGUUUCAUAUAAGGAUGGCCAAAAGAAUGGGAAUGAAAUACAUGAAGUAGACAACAAUCAUGUAUGGAGACAAAAUAAUAACAACGGUAACAUCGAACAGACUAACCAGCCUCCUAAAAGACAGAGACUUGAUUCUUUAUACCUGAAUAAUGGACCCUUUCGGCAAGUACCAAUCCAAAGAAGUAGUUUAAACUAUGUUGGUACUUCAAACUAUAUUCAACAACCGCAGUCAUAUCCCAAGGUAAACCCGGAUACGACAAACGCAAUAAAUCAGAAUGUGGAUAAACCACAAUCAAUCCCGGCUAAUGAUAUAAUUCAAGACCAGUCUAAAAAACCAGAUCCACAAGAAGAUAUUAUCAUUCUCAGUAGCGAAGAUGAAGAUAUGGAUUCCGAUGGAGAUAUCAUGAUCUUGGAUGCAGAAGAAGCCUCGCGUAUAGGGAAGUUUAAGACAUCAUCGUUCGAAAGAAAUGCAAAUAAAGUGUCAGAGGGCCCGAGAUUCCAUGAGUCGCAAAGCAACACACUUGUAAAUGGUUCAAAUGGUCCGUACUAUUCAGUACCAACAGCAAACCCCAGCGAAGCGCAAGUCAUAUACAAUAAUCCAGUUCCAGUCCCACACUUCACAAAAGAUGAUCGUCCUGAGGUUGAAAAAAUGAACUUUCAAAGGGCACAAGAAACACUAGAUGAGAAUAUAAAACGAAAGGAUGAUCUCCUACAUAAGCAUGAACAACUUACUUCAGACUUUACAAAUAACCUGAGAAAAGCCAACGAAUUAUUACAGCAUUUAACUUUGUUACAAAGCCAUUUGAAACGAGAAGAAUCGCAAGAUAAGAGAGAUGAGAAUACAAUUAUGUCAUUAAAAAAUGAAAUUUCGUUUAAAGGUGCUGAAUACCAUAAAUUCAGGCGAAGCAAAGAUGCAGCUGCCUCUUUUCUAACGGGUAUUGCUUCUAAACUUUCGUGGCUAACUGUUACUAUACGUGAUGCGAAAUUACGUAUUAAUAAUUAUGGAAAAUAUAGAAAUGGAGUUAAUAUUAUCGAUAAUCCAUUUGGUUUCAAUAAUUGGUCGGAAAGAAAUACUAUGGAUAAUACAGAUGAACCAAUAAUGGAUAAGCCCCUUGGAAAUUUGACUGGUUUUUCAGCCAAUAUAUAUUCAGAUAACGAUCAACAACACCUCCAAAACUUAUUGAAUAAUAUAAGGCCAGACGAGGAAUUAGAUGAAGAAGGAUUAUCACUUACACCGUCUGAAUUAGCAAUUACGUUGUUAAAACAUCAAAGAUUGGGACUUGCCUGGUUAUUAAGAAUGGAGGAGUCUGAAUCAAAGGGUGGAAUUUUGGCUGACGAUAUGGGUCUAGGAAAAACUGUACAAACAAUUGCAUUAAUUAUGGCCCACAAGCCAGAUGACAAUAGUUGUAAGACGACUUUGGUAGUUGCCCCUGUAUCUUUAUUGAGACAAUGGGCAGCUGAAAUUGAAUCUAAGAUUAAGCCUAAUGCCCAAAUCAAAAUAGCCAUAUACCACGGUUCAGAAAAGAAAUCUCUUCGUACAUUUAGCUCCUUGGAGAAAUAUGAUGUAGUUUUAACUUCUUAUGGUACAUUAUCGUCUGAGUGGAAGAAACAUUACCAAGGUCCUUUAGAGGAAGCUCGUCUUAGUCGGAAUCAAAAUGUUAUUCCUGACUUAGAAGCUGGCGGAACAAGUUACACAUCACCUUUUUUUGCCACUGAUGCUGUUUUCUAUCGAAUAAUUCUUGAUGAAGCUCAGAAUAUAAAAAAUAAAAGUGCAAUUGCUUCUAAAGCUCUGUAUUGUGUAAAAGGGAUCCAUCGAUUUUGCUUAUCAGGAACUCCUAUUCAAAAUAAUGUUGAAGAACUUUUCCCUCUUUUGCGAUUUUUAAGAAUCAAACCUUAUAAUGAUGAAAGCAAAUUCCGGUCGGAUAUAGUUUUGCCCAUUAGAUCUAAAUCUUCCGGGUAUGAUGAGUUUGAUAAGAAGAAAAGUAUGCAAAAGUUAAGGGCGUUAUUGAGAGCCAUUCUAUUGAGACGGUCGAAGGAUUCUUUGAUAGAUGGAAAACCUAUUUUGACAUUACCAGAUAAGCAUGUAAUGGAAGACAGUGUCCAAAUGGAGGGUGAAGAAUUGGAAUACUAUAGAGAAUUAGAACAAGGCAUUCAGAAAAAGGCUAAAACCUUAUUAGCAAGUGAAAAGUUAGGUUCGACCUCAAGUAUAUUGACUCUUUUAUUAAGAUUAAGACAAGCCUGCUGUCACAGUUUUCUAGUUGAAGUGGGAAGAAUGAAGGCUGCUGAAUCCGAGGGUGUCAAAACAUUGAUUACUAGAGAUUGGAAAUCAAUGUAUUUGAAUAUUCAAAAGUUUGACGAAGAUACCAUUCAUAGAAUUAAGAAUGAGGUACAUCAAGGGAAUUUGCUAAAAAGCGAAAAUGAAGAAUCUAAUCCAAAUUCCGAUGAAGAUUUGUUUACAUGUCCGAUCUGUUAUGAUGUUUUGGGUUAUGAAAGCAUUGUGUUGUUUCCUGGGUGUGGCCAUAUGAUAUGUAAUAAUUGCAUUGAAAAUUUUUUCGAAAGAUUCGAAAUUGGAGAUGGAUCUGAAGGAAAUCGUCUUGCUUCAUGUUUUUCGUGUUCAAGAUCUAUCAAAGAAAAUGAGUUGAUUGAUUAUAAUAUGUUCCAUAUGAUUCAUCAAGAGGGCUAUGAUAGAGACAAAAUCGCAGAAUUUUAUAAUAUAAACUAUUCUUCUGAUGGUAAGACAACGAAUAUGCAAAAGAUACGUCAGUUAAUACGAGAGAAUAAUGGUUUCACACCGUCUGCUAAAAUGGAGAAGUGUAUGCAUUUAAUAAAAGAUGUCUUGGAAAAUUAUCCUGAUGAGAAGAUUAUUAUCUUUUCGCAAUUCUUAACAUUAUUUGAUUUGAUGAAACUUGUUUUAGCUAAUGAAAAAAUUCCAUUUUUGAGAUAUGAUGGGUCUAUGUCUCUUGACGAGAAAAAUAGUACUAUUAAGCAGUUUUAUCAAGGAUCUACUAAAGUUUUAUUAAUUUCAUUGCGAGCGGGUAAUGUUGGGUUGACUUUAACUUGUGCAUCACAUGUUAUUAUAAUGGAUCCCUUUUGGAACCCAUAUGUUGAAGAACAGGCUAUGGAUAGGGCACAUAGAAUUGGUCAACAAAGAGAUGUUAAAGUGCAUAGGAUUUUAACAGAAGGCAGCGUUGAAAGUCGUAUCAUGACUUUGCAAAACGAGAAGAAAGAAAUCAUUAGUGGCGCACUCGAUGAAAAGGGUAUGAAAUCUGUCAGUAAGCUUGGUAGACAAGAGUUGGGAUUCUUAUUUGGAUUAAAUGAAUUGAAGUAG